UUCAGUCAGGUUUCGCGCCAAAUGCCAAUUCGUUCUUCAGACUUCACUGUUUUUUACAGAUUUAUUUUUAUUUAUAAAUUAUUAGGUGAAUUCCAUGUAGUGUUUUACAAAGUUAAUUAUGAAAACAUACCAAGUGUCCUAACAAGUGAAAAACGUAUCUACUGGUUUAAAUAAAACAUAUUCGAAGUAGUGAAGAAUAGGUAUAAAAAUAUCUAAUGGCUACCCUACAGUCUACAAUUCCUUUUAAGCAGCGCAAAAGAACAUGUCUGGGCAACAAAAAUAAGGCAAAUAUCGAAAAUGAAAAUAUUUUGAAUAUUGACUGUGCCACACGGAAAAAGAGAGUGUCUAAAAAUAUUUUAACUGAUGAUGAUAAUUGUUCACCACCAAAGAUUACUAAGACAAAAAACAUUACCAAAGACCAAAAUCAAGAUGAUGUUACCGAAGGUGCUGAUAUUUCAUUGCAACCCUUAACAAGUAGAGAGAAGGAAAUUGAUUUUCUGGAUUCAUUUUUGACUGAAAAUCUUGACAAGGAAAAAUCUGCAUCAUUAUAUAUUUCUGGACAACCGGGGACAGGCAAAACAGCCAGUUUGUCUUAUAUUUUACAAUUAAAAAAGUUCAAAGAAGGGUAUAAACAAGUUUAUAUAAAUUGUACAAUGGUCAAAUCUGCUGCAAGCAUUUAUAGUAGGUUUUGUAAAGAAUUACAACUGAAAACAUCAGGAACAAGUGAAAAGGCAUGUCUUAAUGCAAUUGAGAAAUAUUUUACCAAAGAACACAAAAUGAUCCUCCUAGUUUUAGACGAAAUAGACCAAUUAGAUAGUAAGAGACAAUCUGUCUUAUAUACAAUAUUUGAAUGGCCUGCUCUUCCUGAUUCACGGAUUGUAUUAAUAGGCAUAGCAAACGCCUUAGAUCUGACAGAGAGGACACUUCCUCGGCUACAAGCUAGAUGCUCUUUAAGGCCUUUGACCCUACAUUUCGCCCCAUACACAAAGCAGCAAAUUAUAAACAUUUUUACGAAAGUUUUAGCAAAUCAGGAUAAAACAAAUGUUUUUUCACCACCGGCUUUGCAAAUGUUGGCAGCUAAAAUAGCUGCAGUGUCAGGAGAUAUGAGAAGAGCCCUGGACAUAGGACGCAGGGUUAUAGAAGUAGCUAAACGCAGUAAAUUUGCUGAACAUAAAUCAGUGGACACUAUCAUGAAUGACUCUACCGUAACUGUAGAAUUAAAACAAGUUCUGGAAGUCUUAAAUGAUGUUUAUGGGGGUUCUAGGACGAUUGAUACAGAUGUAGAGGAAGGAAUGCCGAUGCAACAGAAAUUAAUACUUUGUAGUUUGUUGUUAAUGCUCACUAAAGGCAGAAACAAAGAAAUUGUUAUGGGCAAACUACAUGAUGUCUAUAAAAAGGUGGCGGCGUCCCGCAACAUAGCAGCGUUGGACAUGAGCGAGAUGUCGGGCGCGUGCUCGCUGCUGGAGGCGCGCGGCGCGCUGCGCGUGUGCGCGGGCGCGUCCCGGGCGCGCCGUCUGCGCCUCAACUGGGACGAGAGCGAGCUGGCUGCUGCGCUCGCUGACAAGCCGCUGCUCUCCGCUAUACUCGCUAACCACCAUGUGCUGUCUUAGCAAAAGUUGUGCAACUAGAACUAGCACUGUGCAACGCAGCUGCUCUCUGCCAUAGUUGCUCACCACCAUGUGCUGUCCUAGCACCACUAGUGCAACUAGUACUAGUACUGUGAAACGCCGCUGAUCUCCGCCAUUCUACCUAAUCACCAUGUGGUGUCCUAGCAAAACUUGUGCAACUAGAACUAGCACUGUGAAACGCAGCUGCUCUCUGCCAUAGUUGCUCACCACCAUGUGCUGUCUUAGCAACACUAGUGCAACUAGUACUAGUACUGUGAAACGCCGCUGCUCUCUGCCAUAGUUGCUCACCACCAUGUGCUGUCUUAGCAACACUAGUGCAACUAGUACUAGUACUGUGAAACGCCGCUGUUCUCUGCCAUAGUUGCUCACAACCAUGUGCUGUCCUAGCAACACGAGUGCAACUAUUAUAGUACUAGUGCUAUGUAACGUAAAUGAAGUGACACGGAUAUGGUAUGGUAUAUACAAAGUACACUUUGUAAUAUUAGUGUUAAUAACCAAAAUGACACGGAUUGGGUAUACAUAUAAUAUGUAUAUUAGUUAUUCCUUAGAGAGUAUAUCAAUUGAAUCGUUGUCUGAUAUACAUUAAGGUGUAUAUCAGACUAGAGCGAGCUCACCGUCGCGCUCGCUGGCAAGCCCCUGCUCUCUGCCGUACUCGCUAAUCAGCAUGUGCUAUCCAUAAGCUAUAGCAACUUUUUUUUCUAUAGUGAGUAGGCAUACCCAGAGAGCAAAUAUUCGAAUAGAUAUUAAUCAUAAGAUCAAGUUUUACAUUGAGAAUUAAUAAUCAACGAAAUUUUACUUUUACCUACCUCUAGUUAUUAGCACUCUUUUAAUCCUCAAUGUACUUUUAUUUAUUCUUUUAUAUUAUGACUUGCCAUUUCUUACCAUUUUCUUACGAAAAACCUUUUUCACUUUGAUCUUAUAAUUAGACAAAUUAGGCAAUAAGUAUUGCUUAUAUGCAUUUAUUCAUUUUCUGAAUUAAAUUAAGUUUUAAGUUAUUAUAAGGUAAUUUUGAGGCGAUCUCAUUUAUGUAUUUUGACGACUUUUAAUUUUACUACAAUUUUUAGAGUAUUGGUAAUGUAGAAUUGACACACCAUUUAAGUUUAAUGUCUUUGGAAGUGUUGAAUUAUUAAUUAGUUCUUGUAAUUUUUAGAAUUGUGUAAGUUAUUGUGUUAUGUUAAAAGUUGACCUAUUGAAUUUGCUGACUAAUUGUUACUGUUUAUUUAUAUAAUACAUACGGAAGCAAAAAUGAAAUGUCAUAGUAAACAAAUUUUAAAUUAAUGAUUACAGUUAUAUUAGUUGGCACAAAAAAUGGGUCAAUUUGUGGGAGAUUGUGUUAAUUUUGUUGAUGAAAAGUAUGUUAUCAUCAAAUGUGGUGUGUUUUGAUUGUAUAUUUGUUACGUUAAUAAUGAAGUAGUGAAUAGAAAAUAAGAGGCCUUAAAAUAAAUUGUUGACAUUGAAUGCUGAAUAUUUGCUAUGUAUUUACAUUUUACUUUGUUUUUAUCGUAAGGACUAGGAACCAUAUUCAAUAGAGAAACAGAGGGUUAUGAUUUCAUUUAAUCAGGCAUUUUUUUUAGAAUGUCAUUAUAUUAUGUAUAUAGUAUAUUUUCAGCUCACCUAUUAAUUUGCAUACCGUGUAUCUUUUCUUAUGUUACACAACAAAGGCUAAAUAUACACUUCCGAAAAUGAUAUAAUUCGUAUUAUUUAUGGUACAUGCUAAUUUGUUUGCUUUUGUGCAUAUUAAUGUGUUUGUUAUUUAUAAUAGUAGGUAGUUAUUGCGUAAACGGUGCAUAUAUUUUAUUAAAUUUCUCUUCAUAAUAAUUAUGUUUUACAAAACUGCAAUUUAUGAUAAUGCAACGGGGAACUAGCUCUAAACAUUAUCAAACUCUCUCGAAAUCACUCAUAAUUAUUAUGUUAAAAUUUUGAAUACUUAAGUAUUUUACCAUUAAAAUGACAUGUGUGCAAUUAUCAUGUUACAUAUUGUUAUGAAAACAUUAAUUUUUAAAUGAAUUGUGUCUUACUUUUAUUUAGGUAAAAAAAAUAACUGUAAAUUAAACGCCUUUUUCUCUGAAAUUUUGAUUGAUAUCACUGACAUUUUGAUCUUAUUUAAUUGAGUAGGUACAUAUAAAGAAAUAAAUGUUUCUCUUUUUUUUUGUCAUUAUAUUAUUACGUAUGUUGUGUGUUUACAAAAAGUACAAUUAAUAAAUGUUUUUUAUCUACA
Colias croceus (clouded yellow) is the source of this 3846-nucleotide messenger RNA. It is a transcript of the gene Cdc6, whose product is annotated as cell division control protein 6 homolog. Gene Ontology annotation, cellular component: nucleus. The transcript is spliced from 8 exons. The record is from RefSeq and is a predicted model, not a curated record. Bases 216 to 1610 code for a protein of 464 amino acids. Gene Ontology annotation, molecular function: ATP hydrolysis activity; DNA replication origin binding. Gene Ontology annotation, biological process: cell division; DNA replication initiation; mitotic DNA replication checkpoint signaling. NCBI's taxonomy places the organism in Eukaryota, Metazoa, Arthropoda, Insecta, Lepidoptera, Pieridae.